AUGGGACACAUAAAUUUUGUGGAGCUAAAGCUAUUGUUGAAUGUACUGUUGGUUGCGAUUCUGGUGCGCGGCCAUGGCUCACAGUCGGACUUGCAGCCGGAGUUUUUGGCUCCGUUGGACAACCUCACGGUGACGCAGGGACGCGAUGUGUCAUUCACCUGUGUGGUGAACAAUCUCGGACAAUAUCGGGUGGCAUGGAUAAAGUCGGACUCGAAAGCAAUCCUCGCCAUUCACACCCAUAUGGUAGCGGUAAAUCCGCGCCUGUCGGUCACGCAUAAUGGGCACAACACCUGGAAGCUGCACAUUUCGCACGUGCAGCUCAACGACUCCGGAAGUUAUAUGUGCCAAGUCAACACGGAUCCAAUGCGGCAUCAGUCCGGUCAUCUGGAUGUGGUAGUUCCGCCGGACAUCCUAAACAGCAACGAUCCAAAUAGUGCUUCCCUGGAAGAAGGCAUCGCCAACGAAGGUGGCAAUAUACAACUAUUGUGCCAAGCGGUUGGCGUACCACUACCGAACGUCCAAUGGCGCCGAGAGGGCGGUAAGGACAUCGUUAUACGAUCCGACGGUCGUGAGAAGCAAGUGGUGAAAUUCGUCGAAGGAGAACGGCUCGCUCUGAGUCAGGUGCAGCGUACGGACAUGGGAGGAUAUUUAUGCAUUGCUUCCAACGGAGUGCCUCCCUCGGUGAGCAAGCGGUACGACGUGCAAGUCAAUUUUCCGCCCAGCGUGAAAGCCGGUAAUCAGCUGGUGGCAGCACCGGUGGAAAGUCACGUCAUGCUGCAGUGUAUCGUGGAAUCUUUCCCGACGCCGCUCAACGGGUGGUACAAAAACGACGGAAUCAAGCUUUACGAAGGGGAAAAGUACAUUAUCAGCGAGGAAAAACUGAAUGUCUUCACCUGGCAGCUUAAUCUGACGGUGAAAAACCUCCAAAAGACGGACUUUGGAGCGUACGCGUGCUCCAGUAUCAAUGCCUUGGGGAAGGCCGACGCCCGGAUACGGCUGCAAGAGCUUCGGUUGCCGCCGAAGCCGACGACCACUCCGGCGCCGUACGUGCCACCGACGGCGAAACAACCGCGGCGGAAGCCCCACCAUCAGGGCCACGGCAAGUCCAGCCACGAUGGUACCGGCAAAAGUGGCCAGAGCGGUAGCUUCAACCGGGAUAGCUACAUCAUCAAUCACAUCCAAGAGAACGACCUGCUCGGUGGCUUUGGUUCCGAUGUGCCCCCACGGGGAGGUCACGGAGCGAACGGCGGCUUCGGAGGCUACGGUUCCGGUGCGGGUGUGUACGGUGGAUCCGGAACCGGCAAUGGUGCCGGGACUGGACCCGGCACCGGAGGAGGCGGGAGUAACCUAGAGAAGGCACGCAAUACCCAAAUGCCGGCACCGAUACCGUCGCGGCAGCCACCGCUCUGGAUACGGAACAGCGGGUCGGCCUCGAGUACCCGCUGCGGAGGCCCGUUUGGGUUCGGAGCCGCCUGGUUCGAGGGUGGCUCAGUGCAUCAGCUUCCCCGGCGGGGAUUGGGACCUAUCGGAUCGUCACGUCACGACAGCCAGCGGCAACAAUUGGAUGGUUCCGGUCAGCCACAGCUGCUGCUGGUUCGGUUCGGUUCGGUUCCGCCCGGUCCGGCGGCAGGUAUGUUGCUACUUUACCACCACAACGGGUCAAAGUUUGGCAUGCCCGCCGUUACAUGUCCACAUUUGCGGUACAUUGGUACGGGAAACAUCAACCAUAAAGGCUUUGCAUCGGUCUUUAAUAAUGCUGGGAUGAGUUGUAUAGGAUUUAUUUAUUACGUGUUUCCGGUUACGAGUUUGCUUUUUGUGCUAAACCGAAUGCGGUAA
Sabethes cyaneus is the source of this 1836-nucleotide messenger RNA. RefSeq names its product neural cell adhesion molecule 1 (gene DIP-lambda). Gene Ontology annotation, cellular component: neuron projection. NCBI's taxonomy places the organism in Eukaryota, Metazoa, Arthropoda, Insecta, Diptera, Culicidae. The coding region runs from base 1 to 1836 and encodes 611 amino acids. The transcript has 10 exons. The record is from RefSeq and is a predicted model, not a curated record.